This is a messenger RNA of Aspergillus homomorphus CBS 101889, 784 nucleotides long. RefSeq names its product mitochondrial 54S ribosomal protein mL60. The record is from RefSeq and is a predicted model, not a curated record. Bases 64 to 390 code for a protein of 108 amino acids. Gene Ontology annotation, cellular component: mitochondrial large ribosomal subunit. The transcript is spliced from 3 exons. Gene Ontology annotation, molecular function: structural constituent of ribosome. Lineage: Eukaryota; Fungi; Ascomycota; Eurotiomycetes; Eurotiales; Aspergillaceae.
AACGCCAGCGCAUCCAUCUCUCCGAAACCACAUCCCACUGCCAAUCGGUGUGUCGUCGUCAAGAUGAUGUUCAAGCCCUCAUCGCCUCUCUUUUCAGGUCUUCUCUGGAAGAUUCCCUGGCGUAUCUCCUCGCCCCAGAAGGCAAGACAGAGGAAGCGUCUCCGUGCCGUCGACCGUGUCGUGGAUACCGUGAGCGCCGCUCUGGCCCGGAACGGAGAGACCGCGAAGCCCGUGACUCGGUGGUUCAACGAGAUGCCCCGUGAGGAGGAGAUGGUUCCCAAGGACAAGUACACCAUCUUCGAUAAAAAGGAGAAGAAAUACCGCAAGGGAAUUCAUAAGUUGCCCAAGUGGACGCGAGUCAGCCAACGAGUCAACCCCCCUGGUUUCUAAGCCUUUCUUUCGCACACAGCAUGUGCGGAGAGACGAAUUAUCCGCACGGAACACCUACUACCAACUCUUCCUCACAUACAUUCGGAGUUACACUGUAUUAUACACCACCAUCCAUGUCGCUCACCGUUCCAUAUAAGAUCAUCGAGUUGGAAAAGGGACACAGGAGGGAUCCUCGGAGUUUUUUUUCGGCUGUUGGGAGAUGACAUCAUAACUGCAUUGGUUUCCUUGAUAUUCGCAAUGUUCAUUUUUCCGCCUCAUACCGUACAACCAUUAUGUUCGCAUCUACUGAUUGAUCGUCAUUGGUAUCUCUCGAAACGGUAAGAAUGAGGGGUCGAGGUGGACAGGUAGUCAUAAGAGAAAGGCAGCCUGACAAUAAGAAUAUGGCAAGAAAGAG